UCUUGGUUUGACUCUAGGUAAAUUAUCUUCAUACUGAUAGUUAGGUUAGGUUUAUUGCAGUGUGAUGCACCAAACGCUUCAGACUUCGAAAAAAAAACUAUCACCAAAAACUCCAUUUCAAUAUCUGUAUAAUAGGGUCUAUACAUUUUUCGCUAUAUACUGUUAUGUCAUAACAUGACAAGGUAACUAAGAUAUAUCUAAGCGUAAAAAGCAACUGUGACAAAAAUCGACUGUGUGGACAUGGCUUAAGUACAUUUAUGACAUAUGGAACAGUAGUUACCUGUGAUCUUUAUAAAACAGAACAGCCACUUAGCCCAAACCAGUCAUCAUGAGUAUACGAACGUGUACAGCUGUGUUAAUCACCGUCAUUCAACUGGGCAUCUGUGAUGACCGCUAUGGUGACCUAAAACAGAAUGAGGCUAUGUGUGCGCGUUUUGGAAUGAAUGCACACUUCGACCCUGAAUUGGUGAUCAAGACAAAAUGGCGGAUAUACUACACUUGGAAUUUGAGACUGUCUUUUGGAUGCCUUGAUAUGACGUUCAAAACUGUUAAUCCAUUGAUCAUCAACCGCUUCUACUCUGACAUGAACAAGCACCUGGAGACGCAGCCAGUUUGGGAGGCAGCGACUCUGCUCGUCACCAUGGGAUACUUCAACCAUCAGAUGCUGCUGUUCGCUGAGCCUGGGCCCGCCGGCAAGUUUAUCGGAAUACCGAACAUCUCACAGCGUGCUAUCGAGAUGCUGCCGCAUCAAGCCAGCGUGCCGCUCCUCAAGUUCCAGCUGAAGCUGAUCCGCGACGGCAAGUUCCUGAUCAUGAUGGACUGCCACAUUGGAGCCGUGUCGCUAUCCGCGCGGUACAGCGGCACGCCGCCGACCGAGGAGGAGUUGGCUGAGGCUGUGGCUGAAGCUGGGCUAGGGGAGGGCUUCUCGGCUUGCAUGAAGGGAAAGAAACCUAUAAAACUCUAAGGCAAUAUGGACAUCAUUCAUAAACGUGCAGUACUGACUCCAAUACGACUUACACCAACCCAUUCAGUAUCUAAGGAGCAUGUACCACCGGGAUACCACGGCGGCGCAAUUAGUCGCCAGCCACCAAAAAAAUGUACAGCUUUAUGGAGGGUAUCCUCAUCUGGUGUCCGGCGCCGUGGUGUCCCAGUGAGAUUUGGCCCUAGAAGUCAAUCUCCCACGGUCUACGUUCAACAAUUAACUACUUAUGUUAAAUUUUAAACACUUCUAGAAUGUUAAUGCAUGUUUUAGAUAAAGAUAUACGAAAUAUUUUAAA
Molecule: messenger RNA, 1277 nt
Organism: Cydia pomonella (codling moth)
Lineage: Eukaryota; Metazoa; Arthropoda; Insecta; Lepidoptera; Tortricidae
Exons: 3
Coding region: 329-964 (211 amino acids)
Source: RefSeq, a predicted model, not a curated record